UUUAAAUUUACAAAUCUUGUUACAAAUAUGAUCCAUACAAUGAAUGUGUUUUGUACAUGUACCUGAAUGAGUAAUUCAAUAUCUUAUGUGAGAUGUGAAAAAAAGAAGUUUUUAAAUCACCUGGAUAUAUGUACAUGCAAUUGAUUUCUUUUGCAGAGUUAAAUUCAUAUAAAGCCAUAAAUGUGACCAGAAAGGCUACAUAUUUCCAUUACUAACAAUCUACACAGACAAGAUGUCGGUGAGAGAUGGUGUAUUUACCCCUAGUCCUACGCCCCCUUUACACCCUAGGAUCAGACCAGAGGCAUCAGAAUACGCUAGAAAAAAUAAAACUGGUUCUGAAGACUGGUACCAUCAUAACAAUACAUAUGAACAACCAAGAGCACAGGAAAGAAUAGUCUCCAAUGAGGCUAGGAAUAAUUUUGAAAAAAACAAAGGACAUAUGGAUACUAUUUUUACUUAUGGUAAUGGAUCAGCACAAAUUGAAAAUGGAACAAAUGACAUUCCAGUUCAUAUUAGAAAUGGUGGUAACUCUGAAGCUGAACAAAAUGCAAUGAGAGGGAGAGGCAGAAUAGAUCAGUAUUUUGAUCAGGAAAAUAAUAGGAAUUAUUCUUCUCCACGUCCACAAGGAAGAGCUGUAACAGGAGAUAGUGAGAAAUUUGCUGAAAUAAAUAAAGGUUGUAUGUCAGAGUUCAUGCAGGGUUAUGCUGAUCCUCCCGUAGAAAGAAAAGUUCACCCUCGUGGUGUUAAGGGGGAAGCUGCUGAAACUGCUCAAAAUAAUAAAGGUGGUGCUAUGAGAAACUUGAUAGAAAACUAUGGUACUAUGAAUGUUAAUGAUCAGCCUCAGCCAAAGGUGAAAGGUUAUGAAGCAGAGGAAAAUGCAGAAAGAAACAAGGGAUCUGUGAAUAAACUCUUAAAUACUUAUGUUUUAACACCGGGUACCCCUCCAGCACCUAAGGUGUAUUAUGAGGGACAGGCUAUUCAGGAAAAAUAUCAGGGUAAAGGCAUGGGACCAAUGAUGAGACAGGAAGGUGAAAGGUCAGUGAGGGAGCCAAAAAUCAGCAAGUUACAUCAAAGGUCAGAAGGUCCAGGUUGGGAUGAGGAUCCACCAGCAGUAAGGAUGAGACCAGAGGCUGAACAGAUUGCUGCUAAAUAUACAGAAACACAACUUGAUAAAGUGGUCAGAGGAGAGGUGGCUCCCCCUACAGUCAGAGAUACUAAGGUUCCAAGACAUCUGAAGGAAGCUGAGACACCGAGACCACAGACAUCCCCAUUACGGACACGACCAGAAGCUAUGGCCAACUAUCAAAAACAUAGAAGCUCUGAAAUGGGCUCCAUUUUAAGAAUGGAAUCAACGUCAGUAAACACACCAAGAAAGUAUAACAGGAACAUGCGUUCAGAGGACUGGUAAAGCUGAUGAGUCUAGUCACCUUUCAUAUACUCAGAAAGCUUAAGUUUGAAGUGCUUGCUUAAGAUAUGUUCAAAUUGACUUCUAAUUUUAUGCAAAUUGUACAUUAAGUUUUACUUUAUUUUUACCACUGAUGAACUUUAAGACUAUUCAGUAAGCAGUUUUAAUUGUAUAUUUUUUUGCUUUUCACAUAAAACUAAAUUUUUUAAAUUUCUAUAAAGGAUGUUAAUUUUCAAAUAACAACUGCCCCAGUAAUUCAAUUACUUUGAAAUUUUAUAUGAUUUUUAUUAUUUAAUAAUUCCAUAAUCCUUCCACUGCCUAUUACCAGUCAUCGCUUUCGAAAAUGAUAAAAUACUGAUAAAUUUAAUUGCAAUCAUAUUUCACAAACUUUUCAUUAUCAUUUUGCAUUGGAAAAAAUGUGCUCUUGAAUAAUUGUGUUGUAAGGUCAAAAUUGGGAAGUCUGUACACACAUAAUCUUAUAACUGUAUGUGUCUGUCAUAGUAUUCAUUUGGAUCUGUUUUCAAAUUACUUUCUAGGAGAAUUUUUUUUUAAAAGCAGAAAAAAUCUACUAGUAAACAGGAAAAGUGACAUUUAUUGAAUUGCAACAUGUCAAAGGUAGUGUGUAGGUCUGUCAUCAUCUUCCUUAACUGUGAAUACUAUGCCUUCUUAUACAUCAUGUACCUUUUUACGCACUUCUAUUUUUAGCCAAGUGGUGUAUGUAAAAAGUUGUCUUCUUGAGUACAACAAAACACAAUGUUUGGUUAUUAUGUGUAACAAGUGUGUUGUCCUUUUGAAAUCUUUUUUUCUGUGGUUUGUAUAAUGGUUCAGGGACAAUGAUAUCGCCUUUACCAUCAUAACAGUCAAUAAUUGUAUUAUGUUAUAUUGCAAAUGUCUGCCUUAAUUAUUAUUUUUUUUAAUUUUGAAUAUCUAUCCUCAGUGGUAUAUAUUUAAAAUGUGUUGAGAAUGGUUAAUGCAUUAUUAGGUUAUGAGUUUAACCUGGUUUCUAAUCAUGAUUAACUGACUUGAAAGUACAUUUGUAUAACCUAAUGAUUAUGAAAGGCUAUUAGUAAUAAAAUUUCAUUUGCUAAGUGGUUUUUUGUCUCGCCUUGACGGAGUCAAAAAGCAAGACAUAGGUAUGCUGUUUCCGGCGUCGGCGACAGCGUCAACAAUGUAUUAGUUUGUGAUUAGCUCAGUUUUAUGGGGAACCACUAGUGGUAUGUCAAUGAUAAUUGGUAUGCAGAUGUAUUACCAUUGCCACAUCUCAUUGCCAUGGAGAUUAUUUGGCUCCGCCCCCUCAGUCAUGGUCUAUUGACUUUGAAUGGUUUGCUUACUUUACUUGUAUUAUUUUGUGAUUAAGUCAGUUUAUGGAGAUCCACUUGUGGUACGUCAAUGAUAAUUGGUAUGCAGAUGUAUUACAAUUGCCACAUCUCAUUGCCAUGGAGAUUUUUGGGAUUCGCCCCCUCAGUCAUGGUCUAUUGACUUUGAAUGGUUUGCUUACUUUACAUGUAUUACUUUGUGAUUAGGUCAGUUUAUGGAGAUCCACUUGUGGUACAUGAGUGAUAAUUGGUAUGCAGAUGUAUUAGCAUUGUCACAUCUCAUUGCCAUGGAGAUUAUUUGGUAUGCCCCCUCAGUCAUGGUCUAUUAACUUGUGUAAGAUGUUAAGGUAUUGCUAUUUUGAUUUCAACAUUUUCAUAAUCAAAAUUACAAAAAGGCGAGACAUAUCUCUGUGAUAACCGUUUAUUUUGUGACAUGUCAUUUCAAUUAAAAUAAUUAUAGUAAGUGAACUAUGGUUAGUGACAAAUGGUUUUGAAUCCAUUUUCCCUGUUUACAAUAUACCUCAAAAUUUUCCAAAUUAAAUCAAACAUUUUUGAAUCAUCUUAUUAUUCAAUUUUUUACUUAGAUAUAUUUUAGAAAUAAUAUAUUGUUUUAUAAUGAUUUUAAGCUUUAAUCCCACCAGAAAUUUGUAAACUAUAUGUACAAGAUAUUGUUUUUUACAAUUAUUACUAGAAAUACCCACCGUUUUAUAUACGUUUAUAAGUACAUAGCCAAUAUAUACAUGAUAUAUAAAUGUAAAAAAAUAUAAAAUCUAAAUGUGGGUGAAUAAAUACACUGCAUGCAAUUGAAAAAUUGUUGUGCAAAAUGCAUUAUAAAAUUGUAUCACUUGUUUAGCGAGUCACAGCUGUUAUUUUUUGUUUUUGUUUUAUGUACAGAUCUUUGUCCAAGGAUUUAUUUUUAUUAAUGAAUUAAUAUAAAUCAUCUUCAUACUUUAUUUUUUUUAUUACAUUUACAAUUGUGACAUGAUUAAGAAGCUUAUCAAUUAUUCAAAUUGUGUCAAAGAAACCUGAAUGAUGUUUUCUAAAAUUUAUAAGACUUUUAACAAACAUAUUUUAAAUGACUUUACACAGAAAGAUAUGAAUAUACUGUAUUCUAUUGCUGUUUUAUGAUCUCUGGAUGUGAUUAAUUUGGAAACAAUAUUGUUAUUAUUUUAAUUGUGGUGUAAAAAUUUUAAGGAUGUAUUUAUUUGCUGUUUAAGGUGGUACCUAACACUACAGGGAGAUAACUCUGUAAAGUCAGCUGAACAU
Molecule: messenger RNA, 3987 nt
Organism: Mytilus trossulus (common blue mussel)
Lineage: Eukaryota; Metazoa; Mollusca; Bivalvia; Mytilida; Mytilidae
Exons: 4
Coding region: 233-1408 (391 amino acids)
Source: RefSeq, a predicted model, not a curated record